Molecule: messenger RNA, 3676 nt
Organism: Penaeus monodon (black tiger shrimp)
Lineage: Eukaryota; Metazoa; Arthropoda; Malacostraca; Decapoda; Penaeidae
Gene: dlt
Product: codanin-1-like
Biological process (GO): chromatin organization
Cellular component (GO): nucleus
Source: RefSeq, a predicted model, not a curated record
UGGGAAAAACAUGGGUAGGGAUUCACCUCCAAGUACAUCUUCAGAGAAGGUGGACUAUGUAGAGGGUUCUCCAGAUCGAGUGUCAAACAGAAGUUUUAUUGAUAUUCUUGUGCAGACUUAUGCUGAGCUUAUUUUGUUUAACAUGACGCCCAACAUAAUGGUAGAAUUGUACUACUUGAUGCAACUUUUAACUAUAAGGACUGUAGUUAAAUCAGAGGACUCAGACAGGCAACGAAGGGAGACUUGCUACCUCAGUACAAUCCACAAUUGUAUAUAUUUUUCCACCAAUGUGCUUCUGACUGUUGUAGAACUUCUGAAACUGUUGGAUAAAGCCACCAUAAGAUUUUUAUCAGAAAAUCCCAGGGUAAAGACAUUUUCGCCAGAUCUCCAGAGGUGCUUAACAGAGUUUUUGGAAUCGCCUCCUCCAGCACCUUUGCUCAACCAGGCACCGAAGUCUCCUAUAGGCAGUGUAUCUUUCCAGUCAGACACAGAUAAUCGCAAUAACUUUCCAACUGAUCAAGCUUUCCACAUCUUUCGCAAGCAGCGGGACAUGUUUUAUGAGAUGAUCCGCAUUUGGGAGGAGAACCGUCUCAUGUCAGGCUGGUCAUAUGGGCAGGCACUCGGGCCCAAGAUCAAGCAGGUACUCAACCUGCGUCCAGACCCCAUCAAUUUCGCCCACUUUUCCCGGCUCUUCCAAUCCCAGCUCCUGACCAUGUGUCGUGGCGAUGAUGAUCAGCACAUAUCCAAUGAGGACGCUGAUGGCUUAGGCUUUCUGACCCUCCUGAAGAAGCAACAGCCCGAAAAGUAUAAGCGGUUGUAUGAGCGUCUGGUCACACCCUCCAGGCUUGGGGGUCCUUGUCCCACUCCGUCCUUCCCUGGAUCUCAGGAAUUCUUCAGGGACUUCAUCCUGACUGCCUCCAACCUCACUUUCAACCAGCACCUGAAGGAUGCUCUCAUUUCCCGCAUCCUUGACCUCAAUGAUCAGGAGUUCGUCAUCUUGGAGCCUGAAGGUGGAGAUCCAAUUGACAACAUGGUACGAGAGGAAGCACGUUCUGUUGUCCUCAACCUGCGUCUGCUCGCAAAGUUCUUGGGUUUCUUGGAGUUUUUGCCUUACCAGACUUCAGAGCAUCUACCCGAGAAUGUCAUGGCAACCCAGAUAUCCCUACGUGCUAAGGUGUAUCCCCCUAUUAACAUCAAUGCUGCCCUGCGUCAGUGUGCCUCCUCCGGGCGGCUGGUGGUUGGCGUGACGUGGGUGGUGGAGUUCCUAAGCCUGGUGGACCCUGUAGCACUCCAUUCCCAGCACUACCUCACUGUUGUCAUGACCCUCAUUGCCAUAUUCAGAUUGCUCUAUAUUGGGAGACUCCAAAACUCCUCAGGUUGCACUACUUGCUGUGCCCAAGCAGGAAGGAAAACACUGUCUCCCUCAAACAGCCUCCUUCUGAAGCUCCAUCUCGGAUGGCUUUUCGACCUGCCCAAUUUUCCUGCUGGCCUCUUUUUCACGGAUGUGAGCGAGGCAGAUAUCGACCGCAAUGAGUACAGCCAGAACAUUGAGGUCAUCAAUAACAACUACUGCCGUUUUUGCAUACCCUGCCUGAGAUUGAUGCUGAUACCCAAUGCUAGUCGGAAUAACAGCUCUCUGGACGGGAUGGAUUUGGCAGAUGAGAUGGAGAGAUUGGGCAUCAUGGAUGUCUCCCCCUCCAAGAGGUUCACUCCCAAGAAGGGCCUAAGCAGUGCUUUGGCAAAGACACCUUCCAAGGACAUGUGUAGGGGCCUCUCCAUAUCACCAACGAAGACCCCAUCGAAGUUCAUGACAGUUACUAUGCUAGAGAGUCCUAUGACAACACCUCUAAAACCUAAUGAGAAUGAAAAUGUCGCAGAGCAGACGGUGUACCUAGACAUGUCAGAUUUUGUGGAUCAGCAGAUGGUCACCAUCUGCUGUCCCUUCAUCUGUGAGCUGAAGCAUCUCCUCAGUGAAUUCUGGCUUGGUGUAAGUUCCAAGAAGAGCACCAACAGCUACCGCAAAAUCACCCCCCUCUCUACUUCGGACAAAACCUCACCUGCCCAGACGCAGAAGCAGUUGCAGUUGCAGUUGGAGGAUAAUUUCUUCCAUAAUAACCCAUCAUCUGUCAGGAAAACGACGGAGUUUGUUAUUGAACGCGUUUCUUCAAAUGUCAUUAAGAAGAUUCGAACCAAGAUUAUUCCCGAGCAGAGGGAAGCAGCCCUUGAAAAGUUAAAGUCCACAAUUGAUGAGCAGAUGAAGAAUUCGCCCCAAGCAGUAGAGAGAACAAGAGACUUGGUGCAAAAACAGGUGAUGGACCUGAGUCAAGAGCUUGCUCAACACAUCCGGGCACAGUGCACUCAAGUUACCCACCAAGAGUGCCAGGGCCAGGUCUUGUCUUCGCUGACCUUCCUGAUGCCUCCGGACAUGACUCCACAGGCAUUAGAUGUGUGCAGGAAAAUUGUAAGCCGUAGCUGUCAGGAGAAGGUGAUAGCAUGGGUUCAGUCGCAUUUGACACCUGUGCUCUUUUCCAAGGACCUCUCAGCCGACGGUGAUCGCCUCCUUCGCCAGGCACAGAAGGCUGCUGAUUUUCAGGCUGCAGCCUUGCAGAAUUCCCUCAAUGACACAUCACUCUCCAACUUGGACACAUCAGAGGCCUCGGCAACUAUGGGAACAGAGAGCAGCUUUACCGGCAACCAGUCGGGUCUUUCUCUCACAGAUCAUCCCCUUAAUUCUCCAACAAACCAUCCACACAAGUUAUGCCCAUUGCCGAAGAAACCAACGAAUCCCACAGAAACUCUUCCAAUAACUGCCUCUGAACACAAUGAGUCGCUACCCUCACCAUCAAAGAUAAUUAUGGAUAUUAAGGAAAUGGUCAGAAUAACAGUCUUAAGGAACACAUCAGCAGAUUCUGAGAGUAAGCCGAGUGAGGUGGAUGUCUGCUGCCUGCUGGGAAAUAUCCGGGCGAUCCUGACUGGACGGCAGGACGUCAACCUGACUGUCUUCAGGGUGCUAGAGAGCUUGACUGUGGACUUGGCUGUCUCUUUAGCAAUCUGCCAGCCAGAUGUGAUGACCCCCAAGGUACAGGAAACCUUCAUAGCACUCUGGCAGCCAUUGGAUAAGAAUGGAGUCAUCCCGUCCCCAUGUGGCCUUGCUUCCCCAAUGAAUCCUCGCACAGUCAUGCUCAUUGCCCAGAGUCCGAGCACCAGCCACCAGAAGGCAUCAUGGUCCAAGCUGGAAAGUUUCCUCACUGCACUUCUGAUGAACAAGCUUCUAACACCCACAAGUCUGCAAGAGCAGUGUAUAGCCCUCUUGAGACACUCUUGGCCCCAGGAAAUACUGACUGGAAUGUCUUCGUGUAUCGAGGCUGUAGCGAAGGAAGCCCAGAAGAACAAGGACCUCUGUGGCAACCCGACAUUGGUGCAGCUGCUAGAGUGGGUUGGCUGGGUGUGCGGCCAAAUGGAAGAAUUCCCCGAUGUGUUAUAGCAGACUUUCAUGAAGAGAGGACUGUCUCCCCUCUUUGGGCAGGUACAAGGUUGAGGUUUUAGGUCGCAGUUUGGUUUGAGUGGACAUGAAUACAGGGAUACUCAUAUAUAGGAUAUUUUAAUGCUCAGCCCACCUUACUUUGCAUCUUUUUUCCCCUUUUCUUUCUAUGAAUACACUAUAGGCAUUUUCAUU